Molecule: messenger RNA, 1497 nt
Organism: Naumovozyma dairenensis CBS 421
Lineage: Eukaryota; Fungi; Ascomycota; Saccharomycetes; Saccharomycetales; Saccharomycetaceae
Gene: GID8
Product: glucose-induced degradation complex subunit GID8
Exons: 1
Coding region: 1-1497 (498 amino acids)
Source: RefSeq, a predicted model, not a curated record
AUGACUGCCCAACAACAAUACUACAAGUAUAAAACAUUUUCAAAAGAAGAAUGGAAUCAAUUAGUUUCAGAGCAAUCAUCAUUGAAUGACUUUAAUAUCUCAAAUUCCAACAAGUUUUAUCAUCUAUCAUCUCAUCCAAUCACUUCAUCAUCUUCCAUAUCAUUACUCCCUAAUACAUCCAACAGUAACACUCUAGUACCUCCUAGUACUUCUACAUCAAAUUCAUCUACUAAUAAUACAGGAACCUAUUCCAAAAAUAGAGAAAUAUCCAUGUCGAAAUUAUUACUAAAUUACUUCAUUUCCCUUGCUUAUGAAGAAUCAAGUAUUAGAAUGGCCAAAGAAUUAGGAUUUGUGAAAAAUAAUAAAGAUGCAAUAGAAUUUAAUCAAUUAUAUAAAAUCACUGAAAGACAUCGUAUAAUGAAAUUGAUUAAAUUAGGUCAGAUUUUAAAAGCUAUCAAUUUGAUUACGUCCGUCUUUGGUAUAUCUAUCCUAGAGAAUAGUACAGAACAACAACAAGAGGGUAAUGAUGGUGAUGAUUUACAUUUUAAUUUGUUACUUUUAAAUCUUAUUGAAAUGAUUCGUUCUAAUCAUCAAAGUAAGAAAUCUGCUGCUGCUGCUGAUGAUGAUGAUGAUGCUAAUAAUGAUUUUAUAUUGAAAUUGAUUCAAUAUUCAAAGGAAAAUUUGGCAAUUAAAGCUUCGACAAAUAAAUACCAUAUGGAACAAUUAGAAUUAGUAAUUACGUUAUUAUUGUUUCCUAAUGAUGAUGAAAGUAAUGAAAUAUUUUCCAAGAAAUUACCAAGACCUUUAAAGAAUUUGUAUUCUUUAUCAUUAAGGUCUAAAAUUGCAAAUUUACUCAAUAAGAAAUUAUUAAAUUGUAUUCAUUCGAACGUUUCAAAUCAAAAUAAAUUCCCUGAUUUAUUAAAUUUAAAACAAUUUAAUGAGUUUGGGAACGCAGCAAAUUCUAAUACAAGUAAUCAAAAUAAAAUAUUACUUGAUGAAGACAAUGAUUUAAUCACACAAUCAAAGAAUACUAGAAUGAAGAAUAGUAAGAAAAACUCACAUCGUCAUCACCAGCAUGAUCAUGAGGAUCGUAACGAUGAAGCUGAAAUAGAAAUUGAAGAGGAAGAAAAAGACGAUGAAACCAAAAAGGAAAAUACAGAUACAGUAAAUUCUUCAAUAUCAGGUAACAUAAUAGAGUCAAAUGACUUCCCGAGACAAAGUUCAUUAACGUCAAAUAAACUAUCCGAUUUCGAAAUUAAUGAUAAUUUGAAUGAUUCUAGUAGCAAUUAUUGGAAUGAAACGAAGAAAAUACUAAAACAAGAUGAUAAUAAUAUAUCAAAAGAUAUAGAUAGAAACAAAGUAGGAAACCAAGGCGCAUCAUCAUUAUCUUAUUCAUUAUCGUAUGAACCAAAUUUAAUACAAUUGAUCAAAUUGUGGGCUUGGUGUGAAAAUCAAUUACAUGCUAAUGAUAUCGGUGUUCCUCGUGUAGAGAAUUAA